UCUAGAGAUCUUCCUGCCUGCUGAGUUUCUGUAGUGGGCAAAAUUUUCCCGGGAAAAUGUCAUCGCUGGGAACAUCAAAGGGCAUUUUGGAGAUCGCAAAGUUCGGUGUUUAUGUGACCGUUCCUAUCUUUCUUAUGUACACUUUCGCCAACAAUACCAAGAAUAUCCAGAAAUUCAUGGGCAAUCGGUCAUACAUAGUUUAUCCCCCAGAGGGACCAAGGCCUCCGUCACCAGAGGAGCUAAGGGAGAUGGCCCGAGAAUUAGCUCGCGAGAGAAACAAGCGUAAAUAUGGAUGACUUUUGUAGCCUUUCAGCUGUGGUAAUGUUCAUAACUUAAAACAAUAAAUUAUGUAACAUGCAGAUGUAUACUUCAUGGAUCUCCUUUCACUGAUUAAAUAAUUUGCCCUGUUUAGAUAA
Messenger RNA from Manihot esculenta (cassava), 416 nucleotides. RefSeq lists its product as uncharacterized. Bases 57 to 296 code for a protein of 79 amino acids. Gene Ontology annotation, biological process: mitochondrial respiratory chain complex IV assembly. The transcript has 2 exons. NCBI's taxonomy places the organism in Eukaryota, Viridiplantae, Streptophyta, Magnoliopsida, Malpighiales, Euphorbiaceae. The record is from RefSeq and is a predicted model, not a curated record. Gene Ontology annotation, cellular component: mitochondrion.